AUUUGAUCCACAUGCAUUGUUCCCUAGUUAUUAUGUUUGAAAAUUACGUCUGAAAUGACUUCGACUUGUAUGGCAUUGUUAUUUUAUUAUGGUAACUUCGAGAUUUCAUUAUUAGUUUUAAUUCCACUCCUGCAAGUAUCAUAUGUCUUGCUAAGAUAAAAUAUACUAGAUAGAAGUCAGUCAAUGGUUAUAAGAUUCUUAAGCCAUGGCCAAUAUAGGUACGCGCUUCUAAUUCGCAAACUCAGUUCUAUAUAUUUUCACAGAAAAGCUGCUACUACCAUAACUCUACAUAAUCACCAAAAUAAAAAAAAACAAUGUCUUCUUCAAGGGUAAACCUAGAAAAAUGUCGAAUUCCACUAGAGGAGAUCAUUCAGGCCACAAAUGACUUCAGUGAAGAAACUCAAGUCGGAGAUGGUGGGUUUGGUAUGGUCUACAAAGGAAAACUCUCUGAGAAUAACCGCUUAGUUGCCAUCAAACGCCUUAAUCCUAGUAGUCGUCAAGGAAACGUCGAGUUCAAAAAUGAAGUCAAGAUGGUUUCAAAUUUCAACCAUCCAAACAUCAUCCCAUUCAUUGGUUACUGUGAAGAGGCAAAUGAGCAAAUUGUAGUCUACGAGUAUGCUACUAACAUCAGCCUUGAUCAUCACCUCCAAGACCCAAAUAAAAGGCGUUGCCUGACAUGGGUACAACGCCUGAAGAUUUGCUUGGGGGCAGCAAGAGGGAUAAAGUACCUACACUCUGGUGUUGAUGAGCACAGAAGAGUAAUUCAUAGAGAUGUGAAGAGUGCAAAUAUUUUGCUUGAUGAUAAUAUGGAAUCCAAAAUAUGUGAUUUUGGUUUGUCAAGAUUAAGUCCGAUAAAUCAGCCAGAUACACAUGUCCGUACAAGGGCUGCUGGUACAAGGUUUUACAUGGAUCCUGUUUACAACGAAAGAGGUAUGCUCUCUAAAGAGUCCGACAUAUACUCAUUUGGAGUGGUAAUGUUCGAGAUAUCUAGUGGGAUGAUGGCUUAUCAUGCAAGGCGAUUUGAAGAAACUAAGGAUCAAAAAUUUCUGAUCGACAUAGUCCGAAGUUACUAUGACGACAACGAGCAACAACUUGUUGGCGGACUUGACAAGUUAAUAGAUCCGGAUAUCAAAGAGCAUAUUUGUAUGAGUUCUUUUCAUAAAUUUAAUGAAAUUGCACAUGAGUGCAUUAACUUUGACAUAAAGAAACGCCCGAAGCUGGAUAGGAUCAUCAAGGCGAUUGAGGAAGCACUACAUAUUGAAGAGAGCUGGAAAAACGUUUAUAUGUUGGGGCCAAAGGAUCUAUACCUUUCAUGGCAACAAAACACUGAAUACUGGGAAUUGGGGCAUAUACCGCAAUCAAGGUUCCCGGAAGUGUGGAUACUUAAAAAAGUAUGGUGGCUUUCGAUCAACGGAAUAAUAGCAGCUGUGAAGCUGUCAGAAAAGAGUACAUAUUUCGCGUAUCUCGUCUUUAAAACAACCGAGAAUUGCUUGGGACUUGAUGUGCCAGGAAAUUCAAGCAUAAUAAGUUUUGGUGGGAUAGAAAUGGAGACUGAAAAUGUUUAUCUUCAAAGACCAAAUUCUACGAAAACAUGGCAAGAAAACUCUGUGUUUCCUCAUAGGAGAAUGGAUGGGUGGAUGGAGAUUAAGUUGGGAGAAUUCGAGUUCAAGGAAGGAGAUGAUGGGGAAGUUCUCAUAUCAUUUAAGGAGUUUAAAUCCGAGAAGACUGGUCUUAUCGUGGAGGGUAUCGAGAUCCGGACUAAAUAGUUUUGCAAUUAUAUAUUUUGUUUUAAUCAUUUUUGAUGUAUAAUAUAUUUAUUCAAAUUAUAAAAUUAAUAUACUACUUUUUAUUUAAUUAAUACAAUUAAUAACAUAUUUAAUUUAUAAAUCCUAAUUUUUGUUACCGUAAAUCAUAUUUAAUGA
Lactuca virosa is the source of this 1922-nucleotide messenger RNA. The record is from the annotation of a GenBank genome assembly. NCBI's taxonomy places the organism in Eukaryota, Viridiplantae, Streptophyta, Magnoliopsida, Asterales, Asteraceae.